This is a messenger RNA of Lolium rigidum, 1389 nucleotides long. RefSeq lists its product as uncharacterized. The transcript has a single exon. The record is from RefSeq and is a predicted model, not a curated record. The coding region runs from base 50 to 1309 and encodes 419 amino acids. Lineage: Eukaryota; Viridiplantae; Streptophyta; Magnoliopsida; Poales; Poaceae.
GGAUAGCAAACCCUCCGAUGAUCUGGCCGCCAUCUACCCUGGCUGGGUGAUGCUCAACCACCACGGCCUGGGCAGGAGGCACUGCUUCCCCGCCGACGCAAACGACACUGUCGCGUCCUGCCUCAGCUCCGCCGGCAAGCGCAUCCACGCCUCCUUCCAUCUCGCGGCGCCGCCCGGCAACUCCGCCCUGUUUCUCGACUGGCCGGACGUGCGCGACGCUGACCAAUUGCAACGCACUGAGGUCAGCGCCGCCCAUGGCGACUCCGUCCUCGUCCAGUCCAGGGACUGCACCGAUCUCGGUUCAUCUGCCCCGUUCGAGUACUUCGUGUACAGGGCAGGAGGCGGCCCGCCGUCCAUGUCGCCUCUCCCGCCUUGCUACCUGCCCAUGCCAUGGGAGGGAGGCGACUCGCGGCGGAGGUCGCGCGAGCCGCGACUGAUGGGCUCGACAGACACAGGCCUCCUGCGCCGCGGGGAGGACGAGCUCGUCGUGGCUCAGCUGAUCGUUAUGUCCGUCUCGGCAGAGCUCUGCGUCCUCCGCUCCGACAGCCUCCCCUUUGUGUGGGAGAGCAAGCGGCCCUCGGUCGCCUACGCCGAGGGCGCCAGAGGGGACGAGCUGAACCAAUGGUGGGAGACCGACGCGGUCGUCCCCAUCGGCGACCAGUUCCUCUGCUGGGUAGACUACUUCCGCGGCCUUCUGCUCUGCGACAUGUUCGACCUGGACGACGAACCCGUGCUCCAGUACGUGCCGCUGCCCCUCAACCCCAAACAAGGGCGGGCCCGGCGUGAUUUGCAGCAGCCUUUCAAGAACGCCCGAAACAUUGGCACCACCGCCAGCGGCGACGUGAGGUUCGUCAGCAUCGACCGCCGCUGCUGCUGCGGCGGGCUCCUAGAGAGCAGCUGCCCGCGCUCCCGUUUCUCCUUCACACUCACCACCUGGACCCUGGGCAUGGACAGCAUGACGUGGUCCACCGAUGGCAUGCUCCACUCCGACGAGCUCUGGGCCCUCCCAGGCUAUGAGGGCCUCCCGCGCGUCACGCCCGAGUUCCCCAUCCUCAGCAUGGACGACGAUGCCACCGUCUGCCUCAUGGUUCGCCACUACGACGUGGAUGCAGAGGACAUCAGGAUAUGGAUGAUCAAGGUCGAUGUCAGGAGCAAAACGCUGCUAUCCAUCGUCCCCUAUAACUGUGCGCGCUACAAACCAAUGGACGACGACGAAGAUGGAUCUCAAGAUCACUUUGACGGGAUUGGCUUCGUCCCCAGCCAAGUUUCCAAGUAUCUAAAUUACAACACCAGGAUGCAUACAAACUAGUAUAACUAGUUGACUGCCCACUUUCCACCAGGUUACAUGUACACCACAUUUUUUACUUUGGCCAACAUCUUCUUUUGUUA